CUUUGAUAUUGGAUGCGGGUGAUGUGUGCAGUGAAGGCGGAAGCUGUGAGCUUUGCUGAAACCAUUUGUGAAACGUAAAAUGGAGAACGGAAGACCAAGACCUUGGCUUGAUUUGCUAAGUAACGACCCGAAACCCACUGGAGCACCUGAAACUUCUGCCGAAAGGGACUUGAAUGCAGUUGCAGAACCAUAUGUUGGUAUGGAAUUUGACUCUGAAGAUGCUGCCAAGGAUUUUUAUAGUGAAUAUGCAAGGCAUGUAGGGUUCAUCAUGCGUAUAGAUCAGUGUCGGCGAUCAGAUGUUGACAAGAGAAUUCUUUCCCGUAGGCUCUCCUGCAAUAAGCAAGGGCGUUAUGUAAAACCUAGAGAUCAAGUCCGGCCAGUUCGGAGACCACGACCUAGCACAAGAGAAGGGUGUAAAGCAAUGAUGCUGGUCAAAGUUAAUAAAUCUGGAAAAUGGGUUGUUACAAGAGUUGUUAAGGACCAUACUCAUCCGCUUAUAGUUUCUUCUGGGAUUUCUAUGGAUGAAAGGGAUAUGAAGAUUGAGCAACUCACUAUGGAGCUGGAGCGUGAAGAUCAGUUAUGUGAACUAUAUCAUGGGCUACUACUUACAUUGCUGGAUAAUGUUGAGGAGCAAACAGAACUGAUAUCCAUGAAAGUUAGCGGAAUCGUUAACGAUGUAAGAGAAUUUGAGACUGAAGUUGAAAGACUUCCACAAAAUGAACUGGACGACAAUUAAAGAAAGAAGUAUGGCUCUGUGCAUAUUAGUGGUAUGAGGAUGGAUUCAACUAAUGUUUCUCCUUUUGAGAGUAUUUUGACAGAUUAACAUACAGUAUAGAUGAGUGAGCUUGGCCCAUUUAUACCACAAGCAAUCUCAGAAAAUGUCUUGAAUUGAACAUGAAUAAUUUAGUGAACGGAAUACCUAUAAGGCAAACAAUUGCUUUGCCCUCCCACUGGCCAGGGUGG
This is a messenger RNA of Prunus avium (sweet cherry), 963 nucleotides long. Its product is annotated as protein FAR-RED ELONGATED HYPOCOTYL 3. Lineage: Eukaryota; Viridiplantae; Streptophyta; Magnoliopsida; Rosales; Rosaceae. The record is from RefSeq and is a predicted model, not a curated record.